CCACAACAGAAUCCAUCAACAAGUGUGCUUUCACUCUGCACUCCUCGUAAAGCGACGUGCAUGACAAGAUGACAGAUUUGCCGCCCAUUCCGAUCAUUCUCGACUGCGACCCAGGGCACGACGAUGCGGUGGCAAUGCUCCUUGCAUGGGGCUCGCCGAGAAUCGACCUGCUGGCGAUUACGACUGUCGGGGGCAACCAGACGCUGGCGAAAGUGACACGCAACGCGCAGUCCGUCGCGGCAGUCGGAGGGAUUACGACGCCUAUCGCAGCGGGCGCAGUACGUCCGCUUGUGCGCCCCGUCGUCGUCGCAGACGGUGUGCACGGCGAGACGGGGCUGGACGGCCCGGCCCUCCCACCCCCCUCGCAGCCGCUGGACGCGCGGCACGCCGUCGACGUUAUUAUCCAGACAGUCGCUGCGCGGCCGGGGGAAGUGACGAUCGUCGCGACGGGCCCGCUCACCAACCUGGCGCUGGCGGUGCGGCAGGCGCCCGAGCUUGCGCACACCGUCAAAGAGGUGGUGGUGAUGGGCGGCGCCAUCGGCGUCGGCAACUGGUCCCCCGCGGCCGAGUUCAACAUCGUCGUGGACCCCGAGGCCGCGCAGAUUGUCUUCACUGCCGGGUGGCAGGUCACGAUGGCUGGGCUGGACGUGACGCACAGCGCGCUCGCGACGCCCGACGUCGUGCGCCGCAUCGGGGAUAUCGGCACGCGGCCGGCCGCGUUCGUGUGCGAGGCCCUCGCGUUCUUCGCUGAGACGUACAAGCGCACGCAGGGGUUCGAUGCGCCGCCUGUGCAUGAUCCCGUGGCGGUCGCGUAUGUCAUCGACCGCGCAUUGUUGCAGGUUUUGCAAGCGCCGAUCGACGUCGAGACCCAGGGACGCCUCACGACUGGCAUGACGGUUGUUGACAGGCGCCUGCCUGCGCCAGUCGACUGUAGGACAUUCGCUGCGACAGGGGUCGACGUGCCACGCUUCUGGGACUUGGUUGUGGACGCGCUGCAGCGCAUUGGCGAGCCGAAGCACACAUAG
Messenger RNA from Cutaneotrichosporon oleaginosum, 1025 nucleotides. RefSeq lists its product as uncharacterized. NCBI's taxonomy places the organism in Eukaryota, Fungi, Basidiomycota, Tremellomycetes, Trichosporonales, Trichosporonaceae. The record is from RefSeq and is a predicted model, not a curated record. Gene Ontology annotation, cellular component: cytosol. Gene Ontology annotation, molecular function: purine nucleosidase activity. Gene Ontology annotation, biological process: purine nucleoside catabolic process.